CAGCUUUUCAAAUAGAUGUUAUGCGUAAUGAUUAGAAAAGCCCUACUUUUAAUAUUGCACAUGAACUGUUAUAGUUAGUGCCAUAAUGGGAGGUAAUAAAAACAAUAGAUUCAAUAAAACACUAAAGUGUAUUCAGCAAUAUUCAAAUCUUCAACAAAUGUUAAAGAAAGCAAUUACUGAAAAUAGGAUUUAACAAGAAAUUAAUGUAUUUCAUGUUCAUAACGGAAAAUGUGACAGCCACAUUUUAUACAAAGGCAUUAUGAACCUUUAAAGCAAUAAACUUGAUAACACAUAUUUCUUUAAUUUGACAGUUACGGGUACCAUUCUAAAAGAAAUGACAAUCGUGCUGGAAUAUGGUAUACAGUCUGUGCAGACACUUCAAAUUUAGUUUAUUCUUUCAAAGAAUUCGCCCUUGACUUCCACACACGCAGUCGAGAAAUCCAAGAGUUGAACGCUGCAGAAUAGUUUUCCCGUGGUAUGUGUCACAAAUUGACAUACGGGCCUUAUUUUAUCUGUAUUGUAAAUGCAGGUAUUGCAUCAUCUUUUUGUAAUUUUUUGAGUUAUUGAGGUAAAUGUCAGAUUUCACGCAAAAAAUACCUCUAAUGUUUUUCUGUAUUUCAUAACUUAAAUUUCCAUGUAAAUUUCAUUAAAUUCGGUUCAGUAAUAAGAAAGUUGAUAUUUUAUAAAUUUCAGUAAUUUAUGGUUUUUAUCCCCAAAACCACUAUAAUGGGCCUCAAAUUGUCAAUUUCAAUCCGCGCCAAAGUAGCUAGAUUCCCCGGCUAUAUCGUGAAUCCCGUGGAAAUACAAAUAGUUAAGAGUUUACGCAUAGGCCGUGAAUCCCAUGAAAUUUAGUAUUUGGCUGGACAUUACCCUUUAAAUAGACUGGACUAGAUAUGCCUUGCGCACACCACAUUCCGACAUUAUAGACGAAUCUAUGUCUGAAUUAUUUUCUUGCUAGAAAUUUAUGCUCGAUCGAGCUUCUUCGCCAGACGAUUUUACCUGGUGAUGUCAUAACCUGGAAGUACAAUGCCCGAGGUUCACUUGUCUUCACUCGCCUGGAUGUGAUUUUCCCAGCGCAGAGCUUUCGUCCCAUGGUUGUGCCGUAAACCGCAAAGACGCUGAUUUUUGUUAUCCUCUGAAGUCAGCUCAGGGAUGCAAUCACCUACCACCAUAGUGAGCCAAUACGGAAUCAACGUAUUCACGGUUUAAAGGGACUUUAUUUCAAGAUACGUUUUGAUAUUGUUUGUGCUACUUAAAGUUCGCAGUUAAAUUAAAGAACUGUGACACGUCACUUUAGAAUGGAACUGUAAGAUCUUUUGUAUCCAGAGAUACUGAACUUUGAUUUUUUGAUUUGUUUUGAUGGUUACUGUCGCCGGUACGGCCUUUCCUGCCACAGUAUGGUCUUUAGUAAAUGAAAAAUACCAUUCCAAAUGCUUUAUGCGAUAAAUAUUUGCGCCCAGCCAGCAUCUAUUUCAGCAUUGGAAAGAGAUAAACGCCACAAGGACUUAGAUCUGAAUAAGCGGGGUGAUUGAUUUGUACCGCUUUUUUAUCUCUCAGAAACUUUUGAAUGAUGCCACUUUGGUUAGCCGCAGCAUUGUCAUGGAUCAGCUCAAGACCACGAAGACUAGUCCUUCGUUGGAUUUUUUUUUUGUAUUUUCGUUUAACAGCUUUCAGCACUUUGUCUCUUAGAAUAAAACUUUCCAAUGACUGAUUUCCCUGAUGGUGUAGGACUUUGUACAACCGUAUCCCUUGAGUUAAAGAAGAUAAAAUACGAAACAUUUUUGACAUUUUCAGUUCUUUUUGUAAUUCCUGGUCUACGGUCACCUUUUUAAAGCCACUGUCUGUUGUGAUUGCGAGGCUAUGUCUCAUAAAAAUAUACCAAGGUCUUAUCUCCUGUUAGGAGCGAUCAUCUUAAUUUGAGAAUUUUUCAGCAUUUCUUUAUCACAUUUGAUCCUAUUGGCCUCGUGCUCUUCGGUUAACAUUUGAGGCACCCAUGGGCUCAAAUCUCUCUCAUUAACCAAAUGUUCUUGGUGAGAAUCUCAUGAGUUCUCACCCGUUGACAUGCAAAGAAGAGACGCCGUGCACCUGGCGUCUUCAUCAAUCUGACGUCUUACAGCAGCAAGGUUCUUUGACGUCACUGCUGUGUCUGGCCUGCCAAGAAGAGAAUUGUCAAUAGGGACUGCCUGGCCAUUUCUUACUGUAUGUAUCCACCUGAUAAUAUUUUCUCUGAUACUGCAGACUUCCCAUAUGAAGUAUACAGUUCACUGAGUAUCUGCCAACCCAUGGAGUUAUUUCUAAAGAAUAACGUACUUUAAUGUACGCUCUAAUUCGCUUUUCAAAGCUACAUGUAUUUUGCUUAGUGUAUAUGACUACACCUGUUACAAAUUUAGUGUAUCUCUGAAACGGUGCCAUCGUUUUCAAUACAACUUUGCAGGAUUAUAAAGGCGGCAUUCAUGUAUCAUCCAUGUGAAACAUGAGUUACUUGCUUGUCCAACUUCUACGGAAGCGCGCGAUUGUAAUUUUUUCUAGAAUGGCCCUGGUAUAUAUAUAAAGAAAAUCAAAUAAAAUCACAAUUAUUGAGUAUAAGUUACUAUAAGAUUUCUUUCCAAACUUUUUGUUUUCAAUACUUUUAAGUGUGAUGGAAAGCUUAAGUUACGUCAAUAAUGGUCUAAAAUUUAGUGGAGUGUUCUUAAAUCAAAAUUGUAUCCUCUAAAAUUAUUCAAUGUCUAUUUAUCAUUUGUGUUCUACAAAUAAAUUUCGGCGGCAAAGACAUGAAGUAAACAAGUAGUUCAGAUAAACGUCAUGCGUAAGUCUGAAUGGUUCUUCAACACCUCAAGUAAGUCACUGUGUCACGGUCGGACUUCUUUUAUUGCGAAGUAUUUAUUUUAAAAACAUUUUGGGACAGUUUGCAUUACAUUCUAAUUUUAAACGAUAAACAAUAAUUUGGAAAAUAAAUAGGCGUGUAUUGAAAUUGUCGUAAUCUUUAAAGAACGAAACUUUCUUCAAAUAUACUCAAAUAUUGACAUGCUCUUAUUGAUCAAAUGUUAUUGGAUGGUUGUAAUUUUCGAUAUCAUUAUCAUUAGCAUUUAAGUCUUCCUCUAUGUAAAGUUAAAGAAUGUGAAUCAAAUAUUACCUUGGAAUAUUUAGCCAAAUUAAUAUCUAACAGAAUGUAAAUAAUUUCGCGGUAAGAAGUUAACAGUCUUAAAGAUUGAAAGAAAAGCGAUGUUGUCGAAUUUCUAAAAUUCUAAAAAACAUUGUUUCUUUCUAGAAAUUAUGAUUAUCUGCUGAUUUCUUUGUUAAUAUUAUAUUUAAUAAAAUUUAAACAUUUAUUCAAGUGACGAAACGGUAUUAAGUUUUUUUCUGCUAGUUUUUUUUUUUUUUUUUUUUUUUUUUUUGGCUUACGAAAUGAAAGGGAAAUCGAGCGAGGCAUCUUUCAUCCAGACAGGCGCAAAUCUUUCGAAAGGUGUUUGUACCUUAGUGAGAUCGUGUGCUUCAGUCAAAUUGGCUUUCUAUUGUCCAGAUAACAUAUCAAGUACAUAAAAAGCAAUGAGGACCUUCUCGCACGUGCAUAAUGCAACCAUAAUACUGCAAGUGGUGAAAUUUGACAUUUUUAAAUAACAUCAAAAAACGUUUGAAAAAGAAGCCACUGAUUGACUGGUAAGGAUAUAUUACGCUCUGACAUUUUGUCAUAAAUUCUAUGUAUUUUUGUUUCAACUGCACAUGAACAAGGAUUGUGUGGAACACAUGAAACAUUUGUUUUUGCUAAAAUACUCCUUUGGCAGUAUAAUAAUAACAUAAUAAACAAAAUGGAUGUUAACCAAGGUGGACAAAGAAAUAAUGAUGAUGAGGACUAUCACACAAGGACCAGUCACGUGCAUAAUCAUGGUUCUAUGCACGAAUAUAAUGCCGUUAGAGAACAAGGGAAUGAGAUGCCGAUACAUGAACACAAUAUGAUGAGAAAAGAACAUAAAAUGGUUCACACGGAGCAUAUGCAAAUGCGAAAAACGGUUCAGGUCGGGAAGAAAAGGACUACUAUUCUUAGCGUUGGUUCUCCGCCAUCCUACGAUACUCCACCCGCUUCUGCGCAACAAAGUAUUGAUGUAUCGUCAUCAGUCACCACAGAAACGACAGACACCAGCCAGAUACCAACUUCUGCCACAUCAAACCAGACUUCCUCUAACAAGCCGGAUUAUAACGAACAAUCUAUUGAAGGACCAGCCACGCCCUCCACACACACGGAACCAGAAAAUGGUAACACACCAGUCACUGAAACAGAAACAUCGAGACCGUCUCUGACACGUUCUCCAUUUAGACCAGUCCGUCCGGUGCAGCCUUCUCCGCAAAUGAACCAAACUUUGACUUUGUUGAAUGUGCUUACAGAUCAAGUGCGAGACCUAUCAAAGGAAGUAAUUGAGAGUAAAAAGGGACAGGCCGCGUACAAUAAAAGAUUAACAGAUAUUGAAGCUACUCAGGCAGUGAUUAUGAGUAAACUUGAUAUUUUGAUUAAUCAAAAGCAACUCCAGUCUUCACCUGUAGAGGACUGUGCCUCGCAUGACACCGAGGAAGCUCCUGAUAUUGAUGACCAGUAUGUGUUAAGUGAGUCGCUGUUAAGAACUCUUAAGACAUGAAGCAAACAACGAGCAGCAUUUCGCGUGUUUACUCCUUCCGCAUGUAUUUCCAGAGCUGUUCAGUGUAGACAAAUUACGUGUAUUCUAUAACUGGAGUGGGAAUGCUCACGGGAAGCAAGAGUUGGAUCCAGCCAGAAAAGCUGUGGUUAAGAAAUAAACAAACCUUUACUAUCCAGAAACAAAAAAUCCUACAUGUUGGGUCCAGGUUGUUACACGUGUAAAUGAACGUCUAAGAAGAAAGGACAAACUACCGAAAGUUCAACGCCAAACUGAAAAUGAAGGAGCCCAAGAUUUCCAAACUCUUGAGAACAUUCGACCCCUGUCUGACUUGGGUGUCAGUUUCACCCGGUACUUGAACUCUGUGUGAAAUACAAUGCCUUUUUAAAAGAGAAAACUAUAACCAGCUCAUCAAAUGUUGCAUUUACCAACAGACUGUAGGUUAAGUAGUAAAAAAUCUUCGGCAUGUGUCACGCAAUUUGACAUUCUUACAUAAACUGAAGUAAUACAGUUUUAUGUUUUAGCAUGUUUACUGUGCAAGUAUUUUAUCAUGAUUAUUACAAGUGAAUGAAAGUAAUUAUAUACAUGAAAACGUUUUGAUUGUGUUCAGGAUUUAAUUUACAGCCGUGUCAUGUUGAUAAAUAUUGCAUGCAUAAGCAUGUAUAAACAGCAGCGUUUUAUGUAAAUAAAUGUGAAAUCACCAGAUAAUGCAGUUUUGUUAUAUCAAGUAAAUAUCACAUUAAAAUACUGUACUGUGUAUAUCAUCACUUAUCAAUUCCAAUCAUAUAUACAUAAUAAAUCUCAACUAUUCUUUAACGGCAGUUAUUUCGUAUGUGUCCAGUUUUAUACAAUUCUUGAAUUAAAUUACUUUUACAUGAAUUCAGUUCUAAUUCGAAUAGCAAAGUAAAACUAUUUCAACAUCAUACUUAUUUUCUUUGCUUUUGGUUUUAUGCCGUUUUUCAACAGUUUUUCAGUCAUGUAACGGCGGGCACUAAACCUAACCAGUGUUCCUAGAUUCUGUACCAGUACAAACCUGUUCUCCGCAAGUAAUUGCCAACUUCCCCACAUGAAUCAGAGGUGGAGGACGAAUGAUUUCAGGCACAAUGUCUUCUAUCAAAUCUACACGGAGAACAUACGCCCCUCCCGAGGAUCGAACUCACGUCCCCGCGAUCCAUAGACCAACGCUUUCUUUUAGAGCUAAGCGGGCGGGCCUCUACUUAACAUUUAAUAUUUUAGCUUCUGUUAUUUAAG
This is a messenger RNA of Mercenaria mercenaria, 5876 nucleotides long. RefSeq lists its product as uncharacterized. The record is from RefSeq and is a predicted model, not a curated record. Gene Ontology annotation, cellular component: membrane. Gene Ontology annotation, molecular function: copper ion transmembrane transporter activity. NCBI's taxonomy places the organism in Eukaryota, Metazoa, Mollusca, Bivalvia, Venerida, Veneridae. The transcript is spliced from 3 exons. The coding region runs from base 3807 to 4628 and encodes 273 amino acids. Gene Ontology annotation, biological process: copper ion transmembrane transport.